UGGCAACUGCUAUCAAGGCUGGAAAUAUAACACGGGCCAGACGCCGGCCUGCCGCACUCCACCUCUGACCAGCGGUGUGACAGAUGAACAUGACUCCCGAGAACAUGCCGGUGAAGAUGAUGCUAGUAGGAAUGUUCAGCCUGGUGGCUCUCGCCUCUCCUCCAGCCCCAGCUGCCGUGGUGGACUUGGUGCCCGGCAGUAACCAAAUCAGUGGCAGGCUGGAAAUCCACCGCAGUUAUAAUGGACUCGUCUUCGUAGGUACGGUGUAUGGGCUGACUCCAGGUAAACACGGCUUCCAUGUUCACGAGAAGGGUGACCUGGGCGACGGGUGCAAGGCUGCUGGAGGCCACUUCAACCCCUUCAAGAAAAAUCAUGGAGCUCCUGAGGACUUGGAGCGUCAUGCCGGCGACUUCGGCAACGUGGUGGCCGACUACCAAGGCGUAGCAAGCAUUUACGUCAGUGACAACCACGUCUCCUUAGAUCCCUCGUCCCAGUCUUACAUCGGCGGCCUGGCCAUUGUCGUCCACGCCGGCGUUGAUGAUUUGGGCCGCGGGGGCAACCCUGAGAGCCUCAAAACCGGCAAUGCCGGUGCCCGCUCGGGCUGUGGCAUCAUCCAGGUGGUGCAGGCGCCAGCCUACCAGCCUCGGCCCCCACAACACUCACACCAACGGUUCCCACACCAGACCCCAUACGGCUAACGUGUAGCCUCUUGGACCAAGUUACGCACUAUGUAACACAUGUUUGAAUUUGAGUUUUUUUUUUUUUUUUUUUAGCGCGUAGUUUAAAAUUUUGGUUUCACCUUUUAUAGAUUUUUUUCAGAAAUAAUUUUUGUACUUUGUCUUUAUACAAUGCAACCUUUACCUAGGAACAGGUGUUGGCUCCAAUUUUUUAGGUUGAGAGAGAAAUAAAUGUAAUGUUUAAUUUACUCCAACUAUACCAAAUGUAAUUAAUAAAAUGGACAAACUCAAAA
This is a messenger RNA of Procambarus clarkii (red swamp crayfish), 970 nucleotides long. RefSeq names its product superoxide dismutase [Cu-Zn]. Gene Ontology annotation, biological process: superoxide metabolic process. The record is from RefSeq and is a predicted model, not a curated record. Lineage: Eukaryota; Metazoa; Arthropoda; Malacostraca; Decapoda; Cambaridae. Gene Ontology annotation, molecular function: copper ion binding.